Molecule: messenger RNA, 1019 nt
Organism: Capsella rubella
Lineage: Eukaryota; Viridiplantae; Streptophyta; Magnoliopsida; Brassicales; Brassicaceae
Product: NADPH-dependent aldehyde reductase-like protein, chloroplastic
Exons: 1
Coding region: 65-847 (260 amino acids)
Source: RefSeq, a predicted model, not a curated record
UGCCACCAUUAUAAAUCUGAUCCUCUCUGUUCUUGUUCAUAUCAAGAUUUAGAACAAACAAGAAAUGGAGCAGAACACAAGAUCUCUUCCUCUUGCCGGACGUGUAGCUAUAGUGACUGGAGCCACCAGAGGAAUGGGCCGUGCAAUAGCGAUUCAUCUCCACUCUCUUGGCGCAAGAGUCACUAUCAACUAUGUCUCGAGCUCAUCAAAAGCAGAACUCUUGGUUUCAGAACUAAACGACUCAUCUAAAACAAAGUCAGCAAUCGCGGUUAAAGCAGAUGUAUCAGACCCGGACCAGAUCAAGAACUUGUUUGAUCAAACAGAACGAGAGUUCGGAUCUAAAGUUCACAUAGUCGUGAACUGUGCAGGUGUUUUGGAUCCAAAGUAUCCAUCUUUGUCGGAGACAACACUGGAAGAUUUCGAGAAUACAUUCACUAUCAACACAAGAGGAUCUUUCUUGUGUUGCAAGGAAGCAGCUAAAAGGGUUGUAAGAGGAGGUGGUGGAAGAAUCAUUAUGAUGUCUACAUCAAUGGUCGGUGGUCUUGCACCAGGUUAUGGUGUUUACGCUGCAUCAAAGGCCGCGGUUGAGACAAUGGUUAAAGUAUUGGCCAAGGAGCUUAAGGGAAGUGGGAUUACCGCGAAUUGCGUGGCUCCAGGGCCUGUUGAGACAGAGAUGUUCUUUGCAGGGAAGAGUGAUGAAUUGGUGAAGACACUUGCAGGGGCUUGUCCUAUGGGUAGGAUUGGUGAGCCAAAGGAUGUUUCAGAGAUUGUAGGGUUUUUGGUUGGUGAUGGUGGUGAAUGGAUCAAUGGUCAGGUUAUUAGAGCUAAUGGAGGCUUUGUUAUUUAAUACAAUGAAGAAUGAAGAAUGAUAUUUUUGAUGUUGCCAUUUUUAAAUGUGUUGAUGGAGUUCAUAUGUUUUGGUUUAUUAGGGGACAAGCCAAAACUUAGAAAAUAGAUGGAAGAACAAUAAUACUUUCAUAUGUAAAAAAUUUAAAAAUUAUUAGGAAAACUUGAAAAAA